This is a messenger RNA of Poecilia latipinna (sailfin molly), 3341 nucleotides long. RefSeq names its product zinc finger protein 638-like. The transcript is spliced from 10 exons. The record is from RefSeq and is a predicted model, not a curated record. The coding region runs from base 252 to 3284 and encodes 1010 amino acids. NCBI's taxonomy places the organism in Eukaryota, Metazoa, Chordata, Actinopteri, Cyprinodontiformes, Poeciliidae.
GUUAUCAGCACAGCAAAGCCCGUUAGAUUGCAAAGUGAACGAUAGAACAAUGAUACCUCCGCAAGAAUUUCCUGCUAACGUCUGUUAAUUUUACCGGGACGUUACUAACGGUUUACCGUAAGCAACGAUAGCUUCUUAGCUUGAACCUGCUAACAUCACUGAAGGAAGCAAUGCUAAAAUGGCCUAAUGAGUGUUUCUCUCCGGAUUGAUCUCGUUCGGAAGAACUUGAAGAUCUGGAGUUUGCUUACAUCAUGUCUCAAUCCACCCGGAACCAGAAUGGGCCGCCAGCGAAAAAACUUCCCAAGGGAUUUUCUAAUCCUGGACCUGCAUCCAGGCUGACUAUUCCUGGAUCUUCAUGUCUUGCCCACUACCUGCCAGCUCAAAACACAUCUGAGUCGGAUAAUAAUAAGUUGGUAGACCGUGUCAGAUGUGUGGAACAUCGGGGUAUGAACUGGAAGACUUUCUUUAGCGAAAUAAAUGAAUGUCCUUCCUCCUCUGCAAGGCCGUCAACAUCCCGUGUAGCUCCUGAUUUUGGUGAUUUCUCCUUGGACUGGCUUCCCAUCUUCAAACCAAAUACUAACAACAAUCCAGCAGAGUUUCCGUCCGGUUCUGAUGGCAGCCUGGAGGCUUUGUCUGGUGGACAGAAAGACGACACGCCAUCCAUUCCAGGGUUAGGAGACGAUGAAAACCCAGUUCCAGGCAGAUUUGUUGUGUCGUCUGAGAUCAGUCAGCUAAAACAUACCAGAGAACCAGUCGCUGCGAUUCUUCAGAGCUUCGGCCUCGAAGACGGAUUGAAAAAACUCGACCCUCACAUUUUGAAGCAGGUCAAUCCUGCAAGGCUGUCCUGCGUCUUACAUCAGAUUUUUAGCAAGACGGAAAUAAAAGGAAAGUCUUCUGAACCCCAACCUAAACUAAAAAGUAUCCUGAAGCCAAGCAAAGUGAGGGUCUCUAGCUAUGUGGGUGUAGAAAAGAACAACAACGGUCGGGUUGUAGAUAAGUUACCACUAGAUAAAGAAAGUAUAUCGGUGUUAGACUCAGAGAAGACAUUUUUGGCUACAAGAAACAACAGUCGGAUUGUAGAUGAGCUACCACCGGAUAAAGAAAGUACAACUGUGUUAGCCUCAGAGAAGACAGCUAGUGACCCACCUGAGCGAUUAAAGGACGCAAUAUCUGCCACACAUAAAACAAUUUCUAACAGCAACACUGAAAGCAAACAGAAAAGAACUGAAAACCAGAAGCCAAAGCAGCAGAAAAACGUGAAACGGAAAUCAGAACUGAAGCUGGACGAGCGUCGACAGAACAAGGCGGCGAAAAAGACCCAGAAAGGUUCUUCUGUCAAAGCGCCACUCGGCAAAAAGUGCAAAGCCCAGAUGUCGAUUUUAAGCAAACUGCCUUCGAUAGUCCGGGAGUGGGUGUUGAAGCAAAUGAAAAUGUCGGAGGGCAAGCAGCCGACGCUGGCCAUGAUCGAAGACUAUAAUGGCGUCACGCCGAGGUUGUUUCCCCACCGGUGUUCCCUCUGCGGUGUAACCUGUCAGAGACCAGGGCUUUGGCUCCUCCACCUGAAUGAAAUGAACCACGUUGGGAACCGGAUACUCCUGCAGCUGAAAUAUCCUGAGUGGGUUGCUAAGAUCCAACCACUUCCCAGAAAAAAAGAUAAAAAGUCGCUCGUAGAUACUAAGAGUUUGAAAAAGCAAAAAAUAAAAGCUGAUAGUCGCAACAACGAGUCCAACAACCUGCGGCAUCACCAGAGUCGAAGAUCACGAUCUCACUCCCGCAGUCCAGGGCCUAAUCAAAGGCCGACGGGAAAACGGCGCAGGUCCAGCACGGUCAGCUCCAAUGGGGAAAAAGGAGAGCAGCGAUCCAGAACCGACCCGUCUGUGGGGGAGAAAGCUGAUCCAGAACCAGAAACUCCUGCCAGGUAUACUCCAGAAUCAGCCGCCGAAGUCCUAAACAUGUUUGGACUGGACAAAGAGGACCUAAAAGAACUAGAGUCAUACCCCGAGGAUCAGCUGACUUUUGAAAAUCUACAUCUGGUUUUACGUGAGAUUUUCCUGCGGAAGAAGAAACGAGCUGCAGAAAACCCUCCCGAACCCAAAACCGACGAACCUGGAGGUCCGGAUAAAACGCCUCCUGGUCCUCUGAAGCCAGUUAAAGUGAUUGACUACAGACAUUCUGCUAACUAUGUUACUGUUAGCGACUCGAUAGAAACGACCACUGAGGAUGAUCCAAGGCCCGCUGGUAGGAAGGAGUCACCACUGGAAGAAUGUGACAAACCAACACAGAAAGACAUCCAGCCGCCCAAGUCUCUAAGAGUUACUCCUCAACCUUCUCUGAAGCUGACGUCCAAAUCCAAAAAACCCAGCAGUUCAAAGGUUAAAGGUAAAGAAAAAAGAGUGCAAGACUUGAAGAAGAAAGCUAAACUGAAGCAUAACAUUAAAGCAACAUCUACAACUAGGAAAGCUUUGCCGUGUGACGUUUCAUAUGCAAAACUGUUUCCGGUCAAAGUACCGCCUGUUAAGACCGUUACUUCCAACCAUCUGCCAACACUCGCCAUGAUUAAAGACUAUAUAGGAGCCGCGCCGACGAGGUUCCCACACACCUGCUCCAUCUGCAACAAGAAGUGCUUCCACAUGGAGGACUGGCUGUCACACCAGAACUCCAGCUUUCACCUGGAGAGCUGCACAAUCCUCCGGACACAAUAUCCACAUUGGGAUGGAGAUGUUCUACCAAUCCUCAGCGCUGAAGCUGAAAGUCCAUCGACAUUACCGUUCCAUCGGCAUGACGACAGCAACCUCCAGCAGUAUUACGGCUCAGCGGGUCGAAGGAGCAGCUCUCGGUCCCGCUCUCGGUCCCGCUCCCGGUCCAGAUCACCUUAUGACCGUAGAUACACCCGCAGGUCUCGAUCUCCAUCUUGGUCGCCACGUCUCAAAAAGCCGUCCUCCCUUCCCUGCCGCUCACAUUCAGGGAGUCAUGAGAGACGGUCGUCCUCCAGGAGGAAAGACGGGAAACCGUCUUCAUCACCCAGACGGAGCAACGAAAAACAGAAGCUGGACCACAAGAGCCGAUUGUCCAAAGAGAGUUCAGGUCCUCGUUGUGAGAAAUCACGGGGAGGGAAUCUUCUACAAAAAUCAGCGGCGCUUGACAGAAUUUGUUCGACAUACUCUUCACCAUCCUGCAGUGAUGCCAAGCUGGAGCAUGCAAAGGAGCUGGACACGGAGCCGCAUAUUAAAGGGAGGAAGAACAGUGCUGGCAGAUCUGUUGUCGGUGCUGAGGGGAAGGAUUAAUACAGUUAUUGUUGUGUUUUAUAACAAAGAGUUUAAUAAAAUAUAUGUGUGAAAGGA